AUGAAUCCUCUGGAGUUACGGGAGACUGCAACCCAGUCUGAGGUGACCAGUGACUCCCAGCACGAUGUUCCCUCUGAGGCCCAGAGUUCCACCGUGAAGAGGAAGACCAGGGCGUCCAAACGUCACACUGGCUUUGCUAACCAGGUAGACUUCACCCAUGAAGCUGAUGAGUCUGAGUCCUGCUGUUCUGUUGUAUCAGAUAUGGAGGUUAUACCCGACAAACAGCCAGCUCGCAGGGGCCGAAGGAUAGCCACAGGCGGGGCGCAGCCUGACGCAAUAAAAGAAGAGAAUGUGUCUGAGGUAGACUCUUGUUCCUCCUCAGUGUCUGGCUACAGAGGACCAAACAUUCGCGGAGCUCCCAGGACUCUGAGGAAGACUGUUCUCAAAGACUACCAGCAUGACCAGGAGCACAAGGACUACUUCAAACGGAAACCACCGAUGGCUCCAAGUCCCCUCUACUUCACAGGAGAAGCAGAGGGGUGGUUAAAGCAGUUCCCUGUGACCUCCAGACUUGUGACUCAGGGCUUUGAGUCUGGGCCAAGUAUGACUCCCAGGAGGUCCACUCGCAGGUGGCCUGUUCCUAAACGGACAUGCACCACUGUAAUGGACACUGAGUCUGACCAGACUGAUGUGUAUAUCCCUCUGCGUAGCUCGGUGAUAGGCAGGGGCACCCCCUGUAGUAGUCGCACUGGAUCCAACCGCAGUUCCAGGGCAGUUCCACUUACCCGGCUAACAGCCAAGGUCCUGGAUAUACUAGUUGAGAAAUCACGAAAAGUGGGUGAAGAAAAGAUAAUCCUUGAGGAUCAGGAUGUAGUGAUUGAUGAGCCAGAGCCCAUCCAAGUUCCAAAAUCUGCUCUGGAGCAAACUGGGAGUGUGACAGUCUCUCAGGAUGCAGAGGUCACUAGUGUUCAACAGGAGUCCGUUGAGACAACCGUCUGUGAAGAGCCAGAAAAGAAUACCUCUGAGGCGGAUGUCCCUGCUCAGCAAAACAUCCUAAAAGAUGAGAAAGUGAUCCCAGCAGAGUCUGAAGUCAGAGUAUCAGUCUGUGAGAGUGCUGAUGCAGAGAUGGCUGAGGCCCUCUGUGAGCCUGCAGUGGAAUCAGAAGACCAGCAGAGGGAGCUGUCCACUGAGGAUGCAGCAGAUGCGGAUGCCCCAGUGAUAAUAGAACAGGAGUCGAUAACACCAGCUGAUGCGCAAGUCUCUCUCGAUCAUACAGUAAAAGUAACGGUGUGUGAAAAUGCAAUGUCCCCUGUUAUAGUGGUGUCUGAGGAAAAGGCCAUAGAUGUAAACCCCCACACAGGUCCUCCAUCGGAAGUAGACAGCCAGGAAUGUAAGGCAGUGCCUAGUGAGGAGACUAUGGAUAGGAUCCCAGAGGACACGGUCAUUAUACAGAAAUCUGGCGUGAUCAGUUUACUGGAAAGCAGUGAUAACAAUAGCCAGCAUUCUGAGGAGGAAGGGGAUGGUCUUGAUGGUGAAGAGGAAGCUGUCUGUAUAGAGGAUGAAGAGGAUGCAGACCCAUCCAGACGUCAAGCUGCUGCUGCUCAGGCCUCGGCUCCUGAUGGCCUGUUUGUCAUAGACACCCGGCCUGGCCUUCAGUCAGAUGAACUGUACUACGAGGAUGAGAAGGAAAAGGAGGGGGACACUGCUGGUGACACGGAGGCCAUUGAAGAGCAAGAUCAGGAAGAAUGUGUUGAUCAGGAGGGAGACUAUGAUAAAGAUGCACAAGUCCUCUUCACAAGCAGAAAUCCACAAUUGAAAGAGUUGUCCAGCCGCAUUGACCCAGGCCUGAGAUUGAAGGAGCUUGGGGGAUUAUACAUCAAUUUUGAUGGCAGCAAAUCAAAGACUGUCUCUAACUCCCUGAAAAAACUAAAGGAACAGAAGAGCCAAGAUGAGCUUGAGAAGAAAGAUGCUGUGCCUCCAUACAGGGAGUCCAAACAGGCUGUGAAACUGAAGCGCAAAGAGAGGGACUUGACAACUGGAGCCAGGUGGUUUAACAUGCGGGCUCCUGAAAUGACAGAGUAAUUAAAGGGCGACCUCAAAGCACUGAAAAUGCGUGGAGCAAUGGACCCCAAGUGGUUUUACAAGAAGAACCAUAGAGAUGGAUUCCCCAAGUAUUUCCAGGUCAUAGUAGAAAGCCCUGUGGACUUCUAUCAUUCCCGUGUCCUGAAGAAAGACCGGAAGAGAACCAUGGUGGUGGAGUUGCUUGCUGAUGCAGAGUUCAGACAAAACACCAACAGAUCAUGACAGAAAAAGCAGCCAUUGGUGCUGGCAAGAAGAAUAAUAAUUCAGUCACUCACUUUCUGAACUUGAGACCAUUAUAUGUUAAUGCCUGAAUGAAACCUGUUAAACACACAGUACCAUUUUUAAAGUGUCUGAGAGUCGAUGCAUCUGUUAAAUGUUUUAUUAACAUGAACAAUGGAGCAACAGAUUUUAUGACUUUGUAAUUCAAAGGUUUUUUUAUCUUUAUCACAUUUUUGGGAAACAAUAAAAGUACCUUACUGUGA
This is a messenger RNA of Oncorhynchus keta (chum salmon), 2504 nucleotides long. RefSeq names its product deoxynucleotidyltransferase terminal-interacting protein 2-like. Gene Ontology annotation, cellular component: nucleolus. The record is from RefSeq and is a predicted model, not a curated record. Gene Ontology annotation, molecular function: RNA binding. NCBI's taxonomy places the organism in Eukaryota, Metazoa, Chordata, Actinopteri, Salmoniformes, Salmonidae. Gene Ontology annotation, biological process: RNA processing.